AUGAUGGUGGCGCAGGUGGUGAGUAGCGCCGCCGCUGCCGCGGGCACUGGCAGCUCGAUGUCUGUCACCGCUCGACUAGCGGCGGCGGCGGAGGCCCGCACAGCCGCGCCUCGCACACACUUUGGUAUCUUUGAGAACAAUGCGAACGACACUGCACGUCAGCUGCUCUUCCGUGGCGAGAAGCGGCGGCGCUAUUGUGUCAUCGUCGGUGACCUGCAAAAUAACUCUCGCCAAGUGACUCUGAAGCUAUUUGGCCACAAGGGAGCCAAACCGUUCAAGUUACAGAACAAGUUGAUCCGCCUAGUGAACCUGUCGAUCGGCAAGCCACGGCGCGGAACGCUGCAGUGGCGCGUGGCACACGGGCUCCUGGAUGACGACGACCUAGAGGGGCAGCAGCCGGGGGAAGAGCAGCGGACUGAUAGCGAUGAAGAGCAAGAGGAGGGACAGCAGCGUGAGCAGGACGAGAGGGCUGCUGACAGCAACGCGGAGAGCGCCGUGGACGACGACGAUGACAUGGGCCAACGGGGCGAGGCUGCUGCUGCUGUGAUUUAUAGAAAGGACAACAACGGUACAAGGGCACCGGCGGAGGCGCAAGUCUGCGACGCAGCCGAUAUCACUGCAGCCGCCGCCUGUAGAGCGGCUACGGGCUACACCCCGCCUCCGCAGGUGCUGGACUCCACUCAGACGGCUGAAGAACGCGCCUUUCAGAAUCAGACGCACGCGGCUGCCGGCUUUGACGUGGAGGAAAUCAUCCCCUUUUCUUCCUCCUCCGAGGACAACGACGAUGAGGAACACCAGGAAGCCCGACACCGCAAGGCCAUGGCGAUAGCGGAGGCAGCAAGCUCUAUCGAGCGCGCCGCCGCAGCGGUGCCGAUUCCCGAAAGCAACAGUGAUGGCGAUGACGGGGAUGAAGUCGUGGAGAAGCCUGCCGCCCCGAACCCUGUCAGCGACGGAUGCCUUCACGGUCUUGCGCCACCGGCGUUGUUGGCCCCCGACGUCGUGGAGACGCAUGCUACGACUGGUGGAAAUCAUGGUGUUGGCAACGCACCUGCUGUCGCAGCACACGCAGACCCCAUGGCACCAGCGCCUGCUGAGACCUCCGCGAAGGCUGUUGUGACGGCAGUGAAGCACAACACUGGCAGCCUCGACCACCACUCGAAGGGCAUCGAAGCGGAGGGCGAGGACGUGGAUCACUACUUGGACAACGAUGACGAGGUGGUUCCCCUGAUAGUGCAGCAGGCAGGCACAGGAGCCGCCGUCAUGUACGAGACGAGCCUUGCCACCAGCCCGGUGUUGACGGCGAAGCGCUUCGCUUCUCUGCGCGACUACUUCCUACGCGAGUUCCGUUUCCUGCUCAAUCUCGAGGAUGUCCGCGCGCAGAAUGUGUCGGUGAAGAUCAACCUCGGUGCGGCCUAUUGCUGCCUCGCCCGCCAGGGCUCCUACUCCACUCCGCUGAAGCACGCCACCUUUGGCGAGUUUGUCGAGCGCAUGAACACAGAGUCGAUGCAGCUCUAUUUCAUCAAGGACUGCCCCGCCUGUGUGUCGCGUGCGGUGGACAUGGAGAGUGGCUCGUUGCACUUCCCCGCUAGCUCGACGACGGUGAAGAUUAACUUCUUCUCGAACGAGCGCCAGAGCCGUUCCAUUGCGCGGGCGGUGUGGGACAGCGAUGUGGACCAGUUCCGCCUGCUCGAUGUUGAGAACAUUGGCGUUACCUUCAACUGGUCCGUCUUUUCUCUCGAUGAGACGUUUGUGCGCCGUAAGAAUGAAGUGCAGGCGGUGGCUGCGGAGGGCAGCGGUAACGGCACCGCUGUUGCUACCGGGGCGUCCGUCACCAGUCCGAGUGCUGCGACAACGCCGGCUGCCGGCGCAGCUGAUGCCUCUGCGACUGCGACAGCAGCACCUCCGCGGCCGCCAGUGCCCGCGGCAGACAGAGCGCGGAUGGGGCCGACCCCUGUCGGUAUCGGCGUGGACCCUGACUGCCCCUUCCACAACAUGCGUGCCCCGGGGCCGAAGGAGGCGGACAAAGCUGAUGGGGCAAGCGUGGAGACGACGGCACCGGCGGCAGAGGAGGUGAAGAGCAUCCACCAGAUGCCCAUUGACGAUGACGAGGAUGACCUGGCGCGUAACAAGACUGUUGCUUACCCCUUCGAGGUGGAGUUCCGCGCCUACCGUCGCUGGAAGCAGCAAGACGACAACCCCGCCGCGCCACUCGCCAAGGCGAUUCUGGAAGAGCUGUCGCUGGCCGAGCACAACUACCUCAUUCACGGCUCGACGGCCACGUACGAGCGCAUGGACCUGACGAACGUCUGUGAGGUCGACUACGCUGCCGAAGACCUCAAUGUGGAGAGCAUUGUAGUCGAGCACACGUCGCGCGUGAAGCCGGAGGGGACGGACCUCCUCGUGGACAACACAACAUCGCUUUUCAUUGAAAACUUCGCGGCGGCACGCCAGUUGAAGGAGAAGGUGGCGACCUACGGCCCCAUCAAGGUAGCGGCGAUGCAGAACCCUAGCAACAACAACUUUAUGCGCAGCGUCACGGCAGCGCGUCGGGCUGCCGGUCGUGGCAGUGGUCACGGGGCGCGUGAUGCACUGCACCUAACCCCAGCCGAGAUGUCGGAGGUGCUGAAGCCAACGUCGAAGCUAACGUUCUUCCGCUCGCGUGGGUCAACGAUUCACUGGAAGCUGCGCCCCAACAGCAGCCUGGAGGAGAACAUUGCCCCAAUGACGGAGGCGCUCUCCUUUUUGCAGCAGGUGCUUCACACAGCGAACGAGAUUGAGCGUUACUCAGCACGCGGUGGUGCAGCACCAGACGCCCUCUAA
Messenger RNA from Leishmania braziliensis MHOM/BR/75/M2904, 2820 nucleotides. RefSeq lists its product as hypothetical. The transcript has a single exon. The record is from RefSeq and is a predicted model, not a curated record. The coding region runs from base 1 to 2820 and encodes 939 amino acids. NCBI's taxonomy places the organism in Eukaryota, Euglenozoa, Kinetoplastea, Trypanosomatida, Trypanosomatidae.